Molecule: messenger RNA, 2078 nt
Organism: Prorocentrum cordatum
Lineage: Eukaryota; Dinophyceae; Prorocentrales; Prorocentraceae
Source: the annotation of a GenBank genome assembly
CUGAGCAGGGGACAGAAGAGAUAGAACGUCGAGGCGGCGGAUGAUGAGGAUGCUGCCAGCGCCGCACGAUGCACAGAACUGAGCUACUUCAGCUCCAGAGAGAAACACGCCUGCAUCACUGAGGCAACUUUGUUCCGACACGGGAGCGAUGGCCCCCCAUCGUGCUGCGUGGCACUACUGACGCAUAACGCAAAAGCCCGCCAGGAUGCCCUCACGACGGCGGCGACAGCCUGCCUCUCGCCAUCUCUGCAGGGGGAGAGGCCGGAGCCCGGCGCGGGAGAUAAGAGGGAUAAGGGAGGGCAGUGGAGGAGGAGGAGGAGGAGGAGGAGGAGGAGGUUGCGCCAGCGUCGGAGCGUCCGCAGCGCCGCCUCACGGUGCGAACAGCAUCACAUGUCCACCUGCCUUCCUGCGUGCAUCUGGGCCCACCCAGUCGCGCAGGACCCAGUCCGAGAAGAGCGCGUUGGCCCAUCCGAAGCCGUCGCGGUUGUACUUGCAGGGGUUCUCGAGGGAGAAUCCCUCGUGCAGCUUGUUCGUCCCGCAAUUCGAGGUCAGGAUCUGCUCCAUGCAGUGGCGCCGCUCCUCCUCUGGAGGUCAUGCCCUGCAUGAUCAGCCCGAGGUGCCACAGGCACUUGCCGUGACACUCGGGGCCGUGGAGGAGCCUCAGGCCGUGGCUCUCGUGCUGCGACCCCAGGCCUUCCAGGCCCGUGUGGUUCGCGCCGCUCGAAAAGAAGUUGCGGUUCUCGCCGCUCAGGACGAACCUGCGGGUCGGCUCGUAGAGGCCGGCGGGAUCUGCGUAGCCCAGGUAAGGCAGCCAGAGCAGAUUGGGCAUGUUGGCGUCGUCCAUCGAUGUAGCGUUGCCCCAGCCGUCGACCUGGAAUGCGUAGAUCUUGUUGCCGCGGGCGUCCUCGACGACGCCAUACUUGCGCACUCCUCUUCGACGAUGCUGGCCAUUUCCUCCAGCUCCGACGCGAGAUCGGCAUCCUUCAUCGGCCCCUUCGCCAUCUCCGCGGCUCUACGCAGAGCCACCACCACCAUGAUAUUCUGAGGGAUGUUGUAGCCAGCCAUCACCUGGUCGUCGCUGGGCAUCGCGAACGACCACACUAACCCUAUGCCCUCAUUGAACUGCCCAUUCAGCGGUUUGUAAAAAUAUUCCGACUUGGAGAAAUGCAUCUGCUCGAUGCGCAGGAGGCGCAGGGUAGCGCGCAGGGCCUCUUCGAACUCCACGUUGAGAUGCGAGACCGUCCCGGUCUCCUUCCAGUACCUCCUGUGAUGCAGCAUCAGCGGGAACAGGAGGGCGUCGAGCUCGUAGUCCUUCUGGUAGGUGUAGUCGCCGCACUGCGGGGCGCACUUGAGGCAGUGGCACUCCGCGCAACCAGCGCUCGGCGGGCACGAUCCUUGUUGGGGCCCGCGUCCGGGCCGUGACCCUUCGUGGGGUAGAAGGCGGACGCGUACGGAUCCUGUUGAUGAAGCGGAUCUGCCUCGACAUGGCGGCCUCCAGCACCCUCCGCAAGGGGCUGCCCGCCUCGCUCCUGGCAGCCAGUGGGACGUACGGCUCCAGCUGCACGGAGCUGUCCCGCAGCCACAUCUGCCCGAUGUCGCCGGUGGAGACGAAGACGGUGCCGUCGUCCCUGAAGAGGGAGAGCGUCUGGCUCGCCGAGUAGGGGAAGGCCUGAGACCACAUGCUCGCGAGGGCAUGCCCGUCCAGUCCGCGCAGAGUGCCAAAGUGCUUUAUCGCGCCGUGCACGCGCGCCGCCUCGGCCUCGACAGCUCGCACCGCGUCUCGGAGCGUCUCCGCGGAGAUGGCAUCGCGACGACUUCUCCUUGCCGCCGGCCGCCGCCCUGCUGCGUUAUCGGCGUCGACGUCGAUCGCGCCCGCGCUCUCGAAAUUACCAGCGUUCAACGAUACCGCAGCCCCCAGAAGGGCGGGCACCAAACAUAUACGUAAACACAUUGGUCCGGUAAUGUAAAAUAUGCCGACACGACGCGGCUUGAGAAAGCAUACCUACGGGGGAGGAGAAACACAAGAAGAUGAAGAACAGGAGGACCACGCGGAUGCGACAAUGAACUCCAUGGGCGGC